CUUCUCCCCCACACUGCACACACCACACACUCCUUGUCUCACCUUCUUCUUUCUUCUCCUCUUACUCCUCGAUCCGGUGUAGUUUCUUGAGUUCCUAUCACUAGAAUCGUAGUAGCAUUCGCUGUCCUAGCAAUGCAGCGAGCUUUUCCUCUCCUCGCCGCUUCUCUCCUGCUGCUGGCCGCGGCCGCCACCUUGCCGGUGGCGCGCGGCCACAAUAUAACCAAGAUCCUGGCGCAGCACCCGGAGUUCUCCACCUUCAACCACUACCUGUCCGUCACGCACCUGGCUAACGAGAUCAACCGCCGGCUCACCAUCACGGUGCUCGCCGUCGACAACUCAGGCAUGGGGGACCUCCUCGCCAAGCACCUGUCGAUCCUCACCCUUCGCAACGUCCUCGCCCUCCACAUCCUCACCGACUACUACGGCGCCAAGAAGCUCCACCAACUUACCGGUGGCUCCACCAUCUCCUCCUCCGUCUUCCAGUCCUCUGGCCAUGCACCCGGCACCACCGGCUACAUCAACAUCACCGAUCACCGACGUGGCAAGGUCACGUUCAUCACCGAGGACGCCGGUGGCGCUGCGCCCGCCGUCUUCGUCAAGUCCGUGAAGGAGAUCCCCUAUAACAUCUCCAUCCUGCAGAUAAGCACCAUCCUCACCUCCCCCGAGGCGGAGGCCCCCGUGGCGGCGCCCGCACCCGUCAACCUCACCGAGGCCAUGAGCCGGAAGGGCUGCAAGGCCUUCGCCGACAUGCUCCUUGCCCGCCGCGACGUCCUACAGACCUUUCAGGACAACCUCGACAGCGGGCUCACCGUCUUCUGCCCCGACGACGAUGCCGUCACGGCUUUCGCCCCCAAGUACAAGAACCUCACAACCGAAGGCAAGGCCUCCCUCCUCCGCUUCCACGGCGUGCCCGCGUACUACUCCCCCCAGCUCCUCAAGACCAACGCCGCCGCCAUGAGCACCCUGGCCACCAGCGGCCACAGCAAGAACUUCCACUACAGUGUGAGGACCGACGGCGACUCCAUCACGCUCAAGACCCACAUCGUAACCGCCACCAUCACCUCCACCGUCGUCGACCAGGACCCCGACGCUAUCUACGCCAUCGACAAGGUGCUCGAGCCCCGGGAGCUGUUCAAGGUCCCCGAGGUCGUCAAGGCCGACGCCCCCGCACCGGCCCCAGCCGCCCCCGCGCCCAAGAAGGCCAAGCACGCGCACGGAGCCAAGCACGCGUCGCCACCCACCCCGGCCGGCCCGGACGAGGCGCCCGCGGACGCAGACGAGGAGGCGUCGGACAAUGCUGCAUCCAGUGUCGGCGCCGCCGGGAGGUGGCUCACCACCGCCGCGGCUGCUACUGUAGCGACAGCAGUCAUAUCAGUCCUCUAAGAAACUAAGGUUCUUGUAUUCUUCUUCUUCUUCUUUUUCACCCUCUGUGCUAUAAAUUAUUCUCCUUUUCCUCCCUUUUUCUGCCUUGGUAAUUUCAUGAUUUGAGAGGGGGAAUAAUUACAAGGGAGAGACUCAUAUAAUCUACUAUAUAUUCUAUAGUAGUAUUAUACUCUCUCUCUCUUUCUCUGGUGGGUUUGUCCUGUAGGUUGUGUGUGCUUUUGAAUGGUGAUGAUUACUUUAUAAUC
Molecule: messenger RNA, 1628 nt
Organism: Musa acuminata AAA Group (dessert banana)
Lineage: Eukaryota; Viridiplantae; Streptophyta; Magnoliopsida; Zingiberales; Musaceae
Product: fasciclin-like arabinogalactan protein 2
Exons: 1
Coding region: 133-1383 (416 amino acids)
Cellular component (GO): plasma membrane
Source: RefSeq, a predicted model, not a curated record